Messenger RNA from Funneliformis mosseae, 564 nucleotides. The record is from the annotation of a GenBank genome assembly. Lineage: Eukaryota; Fungi; Glomeromycota; Glomeromycetes; Glomerales; Glomeraceae.
AUGUCCCCUCAAAAUGUUAAACAAAAAAUGCUCCAACAGCAGCAACAACAACAGCUAAAACAGCAACAGCAACAACAGCAACAGCAACAGCAUCAACAACAACAGCAGCAACAGCAUCAACAACAACAGCAACAGCAGCAGCAACAGCAGCUACAACAAUUGCAAAAACAUAAGCAACAACAACAACACAAUUCACAACAAAAAAAGAAAAUCGGAUAUUCCUAUGGUGGGGGAUUCAAAAGGGUUCAACAACAACAGCGUCAAAGACCUUUCCAAGCUGCUCAACCCGUUCAAAUUUAUAAUAAUCAAGUUCCAAUCGUUCCUCAAAGAACCGGGUUCAAUUUGGUUCAGCAACCACCGAUUCAUUGGAUUCCAGUUCAAAUACCUGCUCAUCAUAAUCAUCAAAUGCAUUAUAAUGUUAAUAAUUAUAGUAUGGUCCAAACUCAGGAACAACAACUAUACUUACAACAACACGUUUUCUUGCCUCCUAAUCCGCGUGGUCCCCACGCCCAACCACUUCACUUGGCUAAGUUGGUUAGAAGGCCUCAAUUGGUUAGAAUGUAA